GCUGCCAGCCUUGGCCCAUCAUGUAAGUGCUGCGGAGAAUUCUUUGCAGUGCAAUUGCAAAAUUACCUCUUUUCCCGACGCCAGUGCGGGUUGUGCAAUUGUAGCUGCGCUCUUAGCACCGACACGCACGCUCCGGACGCAAAAAGGCUCCAAGUGCAUGAAGAUCGAGGCUUGUAUUUUGCAUCUUUGUUGCAAAGGCAAGCCGCUGAAGCUCCAGUGCGAGGGCGAUGGAGGGAGGGAGUGAGAAAGAAGGCAAAGUCUUUUGUGCUUCCCCUCCCCCUCAUCAAAGCAAAGGGGAAAUGUCUCAGCCAAAGGGAGGUAAGAGGAAGCCGGUGCUCAAGCUCUCCAAGGAGGUGUUUGAGCAGCCCACUCCCGCCGCAGUACCCCCCAGAGAUCUGGAUUCGAAAGCUUGUGUAACCAUUGGAGAGAAGAACUUCGAGGUGAAGGCAGAUGACCUGGAGCAGAUCUGCGAGCUCGGCCGAGGAGCGUACGGCGUGGUGGACAAGAUGAGGCACGUGCCCAGUGGCCUGAUCAUGGCCGUCAAGAGGAUCCGGGCCACGGUGAACACUCAGGAGCAGAAGAGGCUGCUCAUGGACCUGGACAUCUCCAUGAGGACAGUGGACUGUUUCUACACAGUCACCUUCUAUGGAGCUCUAUUCAGAGAGGGCGACGUCUGGAUCUGCAUGGAGCUGAUGGACACUUCCCUCGACAAGUUCUACAAGCAGGUGAUCGAGAAGGGGAUGACCAUCCCUGAGGACAUCCUGGGAAAGAUCGCUGUCUCAAUAGUAAAAGCUUUGGAGCAUCUGCACAGCAAUCUGCAAGUUAUACACAGAGAUGUGAAGCCCUCAAACGUGCUGAUCAACACUCAGGGCCAGGUGAAGAUGUGCGACUUCGGCAUCAGCGGCUACCUGGUUGACUCCGUGGCUAAAACCAUGGACGCCGGCUGCAAACCUUACAUGGCGCCGGAGCGGAUCAACCCUGAGACCAACCAGAAAGGCUACAACGUCAAAUCUGACAUCUGGAGUUUAGGAAUCACGAUGAUCGAGCUCGCCAUCCUGCGCUUCCCAUACGACUCGUGGGGCACGCCCUUUCAGCAGCUGAAGCAGGUGGUGGAAGAACCUUCGCCCCAGCUUCCUGCUGACCAGUUCUCCCCAGACUUUGUGGACUUCACCUCUCAGUGCUUAAAGAAAGUUUCCAAAGACCGGCCGACUUACACAGAACUCAUGCAACAUCCCUUCUUCACCUCCCACGAGGCCAAAGAAACUGACGUGGCUAGCUUUGUGAAAGUCAUCCUGGGGGACUGAGUCGUCACACUUGCACAGCAGU
Messenger RNA from Seriola dumerili (greater amberjack), 1326 nucleotides. RefSeq names its product dual specificity mitogen-activated protein kinase kinase 6 (gene map2k6). Gene Ontology annotation, biological process: protein phosphorylation; MAPK cascade. The record is from RefSeq and is a predicted model, not a curated record. The transcript is spliced from 12 exons. Gene Ontology annotation, molecular function: ATP binding; MAP kinase kinase activity. The coding region runs from base 228 to 1304 and encodes 358 amino acids. Lineage: Eukaryota; Metazoa; Chordata; Actinopteri; Carangiformes; Carangidae.